CGAGACGAAAGCACAGUCGAUCAACUGAGUCUCAAAAGUUGAUAAUUCAAUAAUAAACUCUUUAUUUUCUUUUUAACAAGAAAAAAACAAAAACCUCUGCAAAAAUGUUCAAAUUGUGUGUUCUCUUCGCUCUGGUCGCCUGCAGCAUGGCCGCACCAAAACCAGGUUUCUUGGCGUCGCCAGUGAUUGCUUCGGCGCCACUCGUCCACGCUGCGCCUGCAGUUGCCGUGCACGCUGCGCCACUUGCCACCAGCUACGCCAACACCUACAAAGUGUCCGUGAAGAGUCCAGUUCUUCACGCUGCUCCAGUUGUGCACGCCGCACCAGUUGUCCACGCUGCUCCCUACUACGCAGCCGCACCUUUGGCCUAUCACGCACCUUUGGCCGUUGCCGCUCAUCCAGCUGCCUACAUUCACUAAAUUCCAUUUCUACGAGAUAAUUUCCAAUCCGCCAUGUUUGUCUGUUUGUUUGUUCAUAUGUAAAAAAAAUGUUCCAAUAAAAUUUUUGUCUCUUCAACUGAA
This is a messenger RNA of Leptopilina heterotoma, 521 nucleotides long. RefSeq names its product cuticle protein 12.5-like. Lineage: Eukaryota; Metazoa; Arthropoda; Insecta; Hymenoptera; Figitidae. The transcript has a single exon. The record is from RefSeq and is a predicted model, not a curated record. Bases 105 to 419 code for a protein of 104 amino acids.